Dentiscutata erythropus is the source of this 276-nucleotide messenger RNA. The record is from the annotation of a GenBank genome assembly. Lineage: Eukaryota; Fungi; Glomeromycota; Glomeromycetes; Diversisporales; Gigasporaceae.
AUGUCUAAAGAAAACAAAUCUAUUCAAGAUAAUACUAUCGAAAAAGCUCUCAAGAUCAUUCCAAGUUAUGUUGGCCCAACCUCUGCAAAUGAAGAAUUGUGUUUAGAAAUAGAGUUAUUUAAUAAAAGGGUUAAAAACUUAGAAUCUGAACUAAAACUCUAUAAAAAUCCUAGUACUAGUCUCUUCACAGGAGACCAAGAAGGUGCAGAAGCAAGAAAUUCACAAGCAGAAGAAGAAAGAAAGAGACUAUAUAAAGAUGGAAUAACAACGUAUUAG